CUGUUUUAAGUUAAGUGAAGGUAGUGCCUAAACAUGAAAAUAUUGAUUACAUUUUUACUGUUUUUUGUGCUAAAAUUAAGUUUGGUUGAUGGAGCCGCGCUCAAGAAAAAAGUAUCAUCUCUGGAAAGUUUAGAAUUUAUGAAGAAGUAUGGAUACCUAAACUCAGAUAGCGAAUCAGCAUCCCUCCUCUCAGAGAAAGGUCUCGACAAGACGCUCAAAUUGGUGCAAAAAUAUGGCAAUAUACCAGAAACUGGAUUCUUGGAUAAUGCUACCAUCAAACUUAUGUCUGCACCUAGAUGUGGCUUACCAGAUAUCGUAAGAGAUGCCAAUAGACAAAAAAGAUUCGUUUUGGCCUCAAAAGGAUGGGAUAAAAGGCAUCUCACUUAUUCUGUAUCCAAUUGGUCACCACGUUUGGGUGAAGGCACUGUAAUAAGAAACAUCCAAAAAGCUUUGGAUAUCUGGGGUCAGUAUGGCCAUUUAAAAUUCACCAGAGUAGGGGGUCCUGACGCAGAUAUUAUAGUGAAGUUUCCUUUUGAUGGAGAAGGAUCUGUUUUGGCCCAUGCAUUCUUUCCAAACAGCGGAAUAGGUGGCGACAUACAUUUUGAUGACGAUGAGAAAUGGGCAGAUUUAACCAAUGGUGAGGGUAAUGCUAACCAAGAUGGUACUGAUUUCUUUUCUGUGGCUCUACACGAAUUAGGCCACUCUCUGGGCUUACAACAUUCUCCUGUAGCAAGUUCUGUAAUGUUUUCUUACUAUAAAGGUUUUGAUAAAAGUACUAGUAAUUCUUUGGAUAAUGAUGAUAUUUUGGGAAUGUACGAACUAUACACCACCAAAUCACCUGUUUUGAAUAUUUGCGAUGGAAAAUUCGACUCUGUUGCCUUCCUCAGGGGGGGGUUUUUUAUUUUUAAAGGAAAUCAUAUUUGGAGACUGAAGAGGAUGGGCUAUGUAGAACAGGGUUACCCGGUCACAUUGAGGGACAUGUUUCGUACUUUACCCAAAUAUAUAGAAAAAAUAGACGCUGCUUAUGAAAGACCCGACGGAAUGAUGGUGCUAUUUACAGAUAAAACCUACUUGUACAAAAAUGAUCGUUUCUGGAGAUACAACGAAUCCACAAGGGCUUUAGACAAAGGGUAUCCACAGUCCAUGGAAAGAUGGAGGGGUGUACCAAGCCAUCUAGAUGCAGUAACAAGCUGGAAUGGGGGAGACUUACUUUUUCAAGGACAAAUCGUUUUGGAAGGUCGACACUGAGACUCUAAAUAUAAUGGGAAAUUCGCCAUUAGACAUUGGCCAUAUUUUGUAUGAAUGUAGACGAUAGUUUUAAAUCAAAUGUGAUGAAUAACUGCCAUUUGUGUAAGUUAGGUUUAGGAUUGUUAUAGAAGGAAAAUAAAUUUAUAUUAAUUCUGUAUUUAU
Messenger RNA from Brassicogethes aeneus, 1410 nucleotides. The record is from the annotation of a GenBank genome assembly. Lineage: Eukaryota; Metazoa; Arthropoda; Insecta; Coleoptera; Nitidulidae.